AUGACCGAACCAGAUCGCUCUCGACGCGGUGGUCAGAGCUCAUCCAAGUCGAAGCAGCACUUCGAAGUGGCUGCCGACGAGUACCAAGCACCCUUCCAGCUACCCGCCAAAAAGGUAAGCAUCGAAACAGCAGAGGAUGCGGCAGAUGUAGCAGCCUUUGCCUCGUCGCCAUACUUUGACGACCAGGAAGCACGCGAAGCAAUAGAAUGGGCACAGUCCCAACAGCAAGCCGAGCUGGAUGCCGGAGCUGACGCCAGUGAAGGAGGCGUUCAGAUCGGUCGAAGACGACGUAGAGACAGUCAAGUGGGGAGCUACGAUGAAGGCGGCAGCAUCUUUGACGGUCCAGGCGCCGGUGCCGUUCCCAGCUCGGUCAGUAGCAUGCGUCACGAAAUGGCCAGGCCAGAGUUGGGACGUCGCUCCUCUCGAAGCUCUCGACGCCGCAUCUCGAUGGAGGGUCGCUCGCCCCGCCGCACCCGUAAGCUUUCCGGUGCGUCUGCCCAGAGUGAAGCCAUCUCAGCUUCGAGCGAGCGCAGCGUCUCACCGGACUCAGUCGCUGGACGCCGCAAGCCUGCAAGCCAGCGUAGCGGCAGCACCUACCACUUUGGUCGCAGAAAGCGUGUGCCCGAAGACGCAGACCUCACUGGCACCAGCCAGCCAAAGGGAAUGCUCGGUUCCAUUCUCGCCUCCAUCCGUGGCGACCGCGGCGACGAUGACAACGACGAUGCCCGCAGCCGCCGCUCCUUCUCUCGACCCCUCCUCUCUCGAAGGCGAUCCUCGCAGUCCAACAUUUCUUCUCGAGCUGGCAGGUCCGAUGCAGGAGAUGAGGAUGAAGACGAAGACUACGACAAUACCAGAGGUUGGAGCGACGAUGACUAUGGCUUUGACGAUGAAGAUGAUGACGACUCCUACCGUUCCUCGGAUGACGAUGCCUCGAACCGCAACGGCAUCCUCCCCUCCGCGUUCGGCACACUCAGUGGAGCUGUCGACCCCGUCUUUGGAGACACGCGCUUCUCCACCGAUCAUCCGCCCGAAGACGAGCUGGACGCCGAGCUGGCAGGCCGCGAUCUCGAGACAGGAGAGCCAUCUGGCUUCGGUCGCUCCGAAGGCGAUGUCAAUGCACGCGGCCGCACUUCUGGUCAGAGCGUCGAGGCAGCAAGGACAGAACUCAGCUACCUUGACAAGUCUUCCAAGAGCAGACAGCAGGUCUACCUGAUGGAGGAGGAUACGCUCAUCCGCUUCACCGGCUACAAGACCCUCGUUGGUAAGCAGGUCAUCUACACGAUCGUCUGCUGCCUCACUCUCGGCAUCGUCUAUCUCAUCGGUCGAUGGCUACCCCGCUUCCGACUCAAGUACGUCUGCAAGGAGACGGAAUUCGAGAAGGCCGAGUUCAUCAUGAUCGAAAACCAGUGGGGCGAUCUUCACAAGGAGAAGAUCGACACCAUCCCUUUCGCCCGACCGCUCGCCACCGUCUUCUCUCAUUCGUCGCGGGAGCCACCUUCCACCCAGGCAGAGGCGCAAUCCAUGCCCACCAUGAAUCUGCCGCCCGAGCUUUCCAACAAGAGCAACGCAAACUCAAAGGCAGCGUCCGCAAAGAGCAGCAUUAUCAACGGCGGACCCCCAGCAAACGGCAAUGGCAAUGGUCAUGGAGCCGACCUCCCCCCGACAGGCGGGCUUCCCAUGCUUUCCGGUGUUCAGACCGAACAGCUGAUGGAAUUGACCUUCUUCGACUUCCGCUAUACGCGCUACGCACUCCACCCACCUACUGGCCGCUUCCGCAUGAUCAAAGAUUGGAGAGAUCCGCUCUGGACCUCGCUUGCUGCGAUCAACAACGGCAUCAGCUUUGAUGCUGAAAAGGACCGCUCUACGAUCUUUGGCAAGAAUGCCAUCGAGAUCCAGGCCAAGUCCACCUGGCAGCUUCUCGUCGACGAAGUGCUUCAUCCUUUCUACAUGUUCCAGAUCGUCUCGAUCAUCCUCUGGUCCUUCGACAACUAUUACUACUACGCCUUCUGCAUCGCCGUCAUCUCGCUCGUCUCCAUCUUCACCACGCUCCUCGAGACCCGUCAGACGGUCAACCGCAUGCGCGAGAUGAGUCGCUUCUCGUGCGACGUGCGUGUGCUGCGCGAAGGCAACUGGCAGGUGCUCGAUUCGAACGAUCUCGUCCCCGGCGAUGUGUACGAUGUGGCUGAGCCCGGUCUGCUCCUCUUCCCAGCUGACAGCGUCUUGCUGAGCGGUGACGCCAUUGUCAACGAGAGCAUGCUCACGGGAGAAAGUGUCCCUGUCAGCAAGAUUCCGCUCACGACGCCAAGCAUGGUCGGUCUUCACGCUGCAGGCACUGAAGUGACCGCCGAUCUCGCCAAGCACUUCCUCUUCUCCGGCACUCGCAUUAUCCGUAUCCGUGGAAGCGGAUCGACCGACAAGAAUGAAGCCGGCGCCAAGGCGAUGGUGGUCCGAACCGGGUUCAAUACGACCAAAGGUGCUCUUGUCCGCAGCAUGCUCUUCCCCAAACCGAUGGGCUUCAAGUUCUACCGCGACUCUUUCCGCUUCAUCGGCUUCCUCGCCAUGAUUGCAGGAAUCGGCUUCCUCUUCGCUGCCGUCAACUUUGUCAAGAUGGGAAUUGCUUGGCAUACGAUUGUCAUCCGUGCUCUCGACUUGAUCACUGUCGUCGUGCCGCCUGCUCUGCCAGCCACCAUGUCCAUCGGCAUCUCGUUCGCCAUCAAUCGUCUCCGCAAGGUCGGCAUCUUCUGUAUCUCGCCGAACCGGGUCAUCAUCGGAGGAAAGGUGGAUGUCUUCUGCUUCGACAAGACGGGAACGCUCACUGCCGAGGGUCUCGACGUGCUCGGAACGCGAACGAUCGAUCUCAAGGCUGGCAGAUUCAGUGAGUUGCACGAGUCCGUCGACGAGAUGCCCGUCGGUGCGGGAACCAAGAGCGAUGCAGAUGCUCGCAAGAUGCCGCUGCUCUACGCCUUGGCCACCUGCCACUCGCUGAAAGUGGUCGAUGGUGAGGUUAUCGGCGACCCGCUCGAUGUCAAGAUGUUCGAGCACACUGGCUGGACACUCGAUGAGGGCAAGGAUCGAUCGGCAAAGGCUACCACCAAGACUGGCACUGCCAAGAACGGCAAAUCGAAGCUCACAGAGCGACCUCCCGCCCUGGUGCAGACCGUCGUCCGCCCACCUGGUGGACAGGCCUUCGAGGUCGAAGACGCCAUCAAGUCCGGCCGCCACGCCCACUUCCUCGAGCUCGGUGUUCUGCGCACGUUCGAGUUCGUCUCAUCGCUCCGCCGAAUGUCGGUCAUCGUCAAGCGUCUCAAGUCGCAGUCGAUGGAGGUGUUUGUCAAAGGUGCGCCCGAAGUGAUGGCCGACAUCUGCGACAAGGACACCUUCCCCGCGGACUACGACGAUUUGCUCUCGUACUACACCAAGCACGGCUACCGUGUCAUUGCCUGCGCAGGCAAGUCGAUGGCGGGCAUGAGCUGGAUCAAGGCCCAACGCAUGCGUCGAGAGCAAGCCGAGAGCGGACUUCGCUUCCUCGGUCUGAUCAUCUUUGAGAACAAGCUCAAGGAAGGCAGUGCGCCGGCCAUCGAGGUGCUCAAGAACGCCAACAUCGUGACCAAGAUGGUGACGGGCGACAACCCACGUACCGCCAUCAGCGUUGCUCGAGAGUGCGGCAUGGUGGGGCAGUCGGCGCACGUCUUCAUGCCGACCUUCGUCGAAGGUGACCAAAGGAGCCCACGCGCUGUGAUCGACUGGUCGAGCGUCGACGACGACCGCAUCAAGCUCGACCCGUACAACCUGCAACCCCGUGAAGUGGACCCGCACGUGCUGGACCUCGAAGAGUUUGACUUCCAAGACUACCAGCUCGCGCUGACAGGCGACGUCUUCCGGUGGAUGAUCGACUUUGCGCCCAUCGAGACGGUGCGACGUAUGCUGAUCAAGGGCACCAUCUUUGCGCGCAUGUCCCCUGACGAAAAACACGAGCUGGUGGAGCGCUUGCAGGCAAUGUCGUACACGUGCGGCUUCUGCGGCGACGGCGCUAACGACUGCGGUGCGCUCAAGGCGGCGGACAUCGGCAUCUCGCUCUCGGAAGCAGAAGCGUCGGUGGCUGCGCCCUUCACGUCGAACCGCGGCGACAUCUCGUGCGUGCUCGACACAAUCGCCGAAGGCCGCGCUGCGUUGGUGACGUCGUUCAACUGCUUCAGCUACAUCUGUCUGACGUCGCUAAUCCAGUUCUCGAGCGUGCUGCUCAUGUACUCGAUCGGCAGCUCGCUGGGCGAUUGGGAAUUUAUGUACCUCGACUUUGCCUGUUUGUUCCUCAGCGUUUUCAGUGCUAGGACUGGGCCGCCGUAG
Messenger RNA from Kalmanozyma brasiliensis GHG001, 4344 nucleotides. RefSeq names its product Cation-transporting P-type ATPase, N-terminal. Gene Ontology annotation, biological process: intracellular calcium ion homeostasis. Lineage: Eukaryota; Fungi; Basidiomycota; Ustilaginomycetes; Ustilaginales. The record is from RefSeq and is a predicted model, not a curated record. The transcript has a single exon. Gene Ontology annotation, cellular component: membrane. Gene Ontology annotation, molecular function: ATP hydrolysis activity; ATP binding; P-type transmembrane transporter activity. The coding region runs from base 1 to 4344 and encodes 1447 amino acids.